Messenger RNA from Humulus lupulus (European hop), 1278 nucleotides. RefSeq names its product zinc cluster transcription factor CZF1-like. The transcript is spliced from 5 exons. The coding region runs from base 1 to 1278 and encodes 425 amino acids. Lineage: Eukaryota; Viridiplantae; Streptophyta; Magnoliopsida; Rosales; Cannabaceae. The record is from RefSeq and is a predicted model, not a curated record.
AUGUCAGCUGAUAUAGUAUCAUAUCACGGUGGAGAUGGUGGUGGUCAAGACCCCACAGAUCCUAGCAGGAUACCCUCAACUUGCGAGUCAGAACCUGAAAGAGUUAUGGGAACUCUGUAUACGGAGAUGCGCAAAAGAUAUUCAGAGAGAAAGAAUAUUAGACAUUCUCAUUUCCAAAAAUAUUAUUCUGGAAAUCCGAAUGAUUUGGAUAGUGCUCUCAAUGCUAUUCCUGACUUGUGCUCGAAGGAGAGCUGGAAAGAAAUCGUCGAUUUGUUUCUGAGCCCAAAAUUUAUAGCGCGAUCUACACAGAACAAGAAAAAUAGAAAGGAAAUGAAGUAUUUGUCGACGCAAGGCUCUAAAUCAAUGGCAGCGAUUCGUAACGAAUAUGAUGAACCUGAUGAGCAUGCCAUUGAUGCUUGGAGAGAUACACAUAUAAAAAAAUCUACGAAGACUUGGGUUAGCGAAACUUGCAAAGAACUACAUGAACAAAUGACCCAAGAGAUGGAGAGGCAAAAUAUUCAAAGUAGUCAGUCAGGUUCGGAAUCUGCUUCUAGUGAAGGUUCUACUGCUAAAUCAAUACAGUAUCAGGUUAUGGAUAAAGUCCUUGGCUCGAGGUCUGAUUAUCAAAUAGGAGUGGGAUACAGGCCUAGAGGCAAAGGGAAGAAAUCAGCAUCUAGCUCCACAAGUCGAAGUUCAAGCCAAACUCAGUCACAAGUUCCUACUAAUGUGACUCCAGAGAUGAUGGGAGUUUUGGCUGAGAUGUGGGUUAAGAUGCGUGAUAAGGUCGAGUCAGGAAAUUUUCAGACUGAUUCUUCCCUCCAUGACCCACGCUAUGAAAGUUUAUUGCAGCAGUUCUUACCUUCUCAACAACAAGGUAGUACAUCCAAUCAAAGCCCGGGGACGUCGUCGAUGCCACAGCAACUACAACAAAAUUCUCCAAACAUAUCUGGUGGUUCCUCUCAGUCGCCACUUUUUAAUUAUAUGUUUGGACUUUCUUCCCAGUUUCCUCAGACACAACCUAUGGGAAGUCAGUUUGGAGGAUUACCGCAGCAGCAGCAACAGCAACAACAACCUAUGUACAGUCAAUUUGGGUCGUUCAUGCAGCAGCAGCCGGUAUAUCCUCAUUAUGGAGGAUCGACACAGCAACCCGUUUAUAAUCAGCAGUACUACACUUCUCCGAAUCAACAACAGCAGCAGUCUCCUUUGAUUCGCCCACAGCCUCGGCCAUAUUAUCCUUCGCCGCUAGCAUCACAGUCUCAUGAAGUUGUGUUUUGUUGA